This is a messenger RNA of Alosa alosa (allis shad), 2142 nucleotides long. Its product is annotated as E3 ubiquitin-protein ligase TRIM17-like. Bases 377 to 2023 code for a protein of 548 amino acids. The record is from RefSeq and is a predicted model, not a curated record. NCBI's taxonomy places the organism in Eukaryota, Metazoa, Chordata, Actinopteri, Clupeiformes, Clupeidae. Gene Ontology annotation, molecular function: zinc ion binding. The transcript is spliced from 10 exons.
GAUUAACAGGCACAAUUUUUUGGCAGUGGGCACAGUGGGUUGAGAGGGUGGAAAGCAAGUAAAUAAUCGAGCGAUAGGCAGAGAGGACUGGACAGGAGAGAGAGAACAGGGUGGCUGGAGAGAAGAGGGGGAGGAAGACUCGUGUCCAUUCUGAGUGAAGGUGCUACGGUUGAAAAUCUACAGUCGGAAUUGACACAUCUCGCCACGCACUGGGACAGCCUGCAGUCAAAGCGUCGGACUUUGAUGAUGCCGCGGAGAUAUAGGAAGAUACAGAAAUAAACCUGGCCUAGUGCUCUUGUUCCUUCAUUCUUAAAGCAACUCCCUUCCCUGUCUCUCUCUCUCUCUCUCUUUCUGCCUUUCUAACCCUCUGUCUCUUAUGGCUGCCUCUGCCUCGUCUCUGGAGGACGACUUGACGUGCAGCGUGUGCUGCGACAUCUUCCGGGGGCCCGUGCUGCUGGCCUGUGGCCACAGCUUCUGCCGCGAGUGCCUGAACGCAAGCUGGAGGUCCAGCCCGGGCCGCCGCUGCCCCAUCUGCCGCUGCUCCUCGCCCCAGGAGCCCCUCCUCAACAUCAGCCUCAGGAGCACCUGCGAGUCCUUCCGGCAACAGCAGCAGCAGCAGCAACAGCAGCAGAGAGAUGCCGAGGCCCAGAGAAGGAGGAAGAAAGAGGAGGAGGAGGAAGAGCAAAGGGUCUGGCUGUGUUCGUUGCACACCCAGAGGCUGGCGUUCUUCUGUGAGACGGAAGAGCAGCCUGUGUGCUCACAGUGUAAGAACAACGGACACAGGGGCCACCGCGUAGUAUCUGUGCAGAAAGCACUGAAGGAACGCAAGGCAAAACUGUCAACAGCAAUGAGACCACUAAAACAGACACUGCAUUUGCUCAAAAACGGCACCAUUCUAAACUCCAAUAACAUGAAGGAUGCUAAGAGCCAAAUUGAGGACACAGAGAGGAAGAUGAAGAAAGACUUUGAGGAGCUCCAUAAGUUCCUAGUGGACGAGGAGGCAGACAGACUGAGCGCGUUCAGACAGGAGGCGGAAUCCUGCUGCAGCAUCUGGAAGGCCAAGACUGACGAACAGAUUAGCAACCUCUCACGGAAACUGAAAGACCUGGAGGAAAAGAUGGAGAAAAAAGAUGCCAUCAGAUUCCUGCAGGACUUCAACUCUUUCCUAUUACAAGCACAGACCUCCGAGUCUGACCUACCAGCGUUUCCAGGCUUGCCAGCUCCAGCAACAUUGAAUAUCAACGUCGCCAAGCACGUGGGGAAUCUGAAAUUCAGAGUCUGGGAGAAAAUGAAGGGGAGAGCACCAUACUAUCCGGUGACCCUGGACCCAAAUGCAGACCUCCGCUUCCUGACUCUGUCAGAUGACCUGACCAGUGUCAGCAGGGUGGACAGCGAGUGGCCUCUCUUCUCAGUGCCGGGGUCAGAGGGCAUCACUGACGACAACUUCCACUCCUGGGACAUCAACGUGGGAGAUGAGAAUGCAGAGUGGAUGCUGGGACUGAUGACCUACCGAAUGAUCCUCAGACACUUUUUUAGUCGUCCAGACGGAUGUUUCUAUGCCGUUCAGAAAUCAGGUGUUGGGUACCAGUUCCUGUCCCAGUCCCUGUUCACCUCCACGACUACUCUACACUUGACCAGGAGACCCCGUGUGGUGCGGGUGCAGCUGUGGCGACCUCUGACCCUGAAGGAUCCACCCACCCGAAGCGUGAGGUUUCUGGAUGCUCUGGACGGCACAGAGAUUCACACGUACGACGACGUCCCGUGCCAGGUGCCAGUCUACCCGUUCCUCCUCCCCACAAAGAGGCCGUCCGAGCUCAGGCUGAUGCCCGCGGAGGUGACCGUGACUGUAAAAGAGGAGGCCAGCUUCAUGCAGAAACAUGCCACCACAUGCAGGACCUCUGCCACCACAUUCAUGACCUCUGCCACCACAUUCAUAACUUUUAUUAAGAAUUUCUUUAUGUUUGUCUUCUUUGUCAUCCUCUUCCUCUUUAUUUGGAUUAUUAUUCAUAUUCACACUCGCUAGCUCAGUUCAUACAGAUCAAAUGAUGUUUGCUUUAUAGUUCAGUUAUAGUUAUAGUUUGAUGAGGUUUAACCGAUUAUAUUAUUUUUUUUAAGUAUAUUUUUUUGAUAGAUAGAUAGAUA